AUGGAGGAGGAUAACCACAUUCUCGGGGAAGACCUACCGCUCCCACCAGCACGACUGUUCGAGAGGCUUGCGCAGCUGCCCGGUUAUGUCUGGGAUCAGUCCGUUGAGCCAUUCCAUUCAACUUACAACCAUUGGCAUGUCCUCGGCCUUCGUCAUUGUGCAGAAUCCGACGUCUCAACCCCCGCCGCGACCUCCUCAGGUCCGUCUAGCCUAGCCCGUAACUCCCCGCGCGCCGAGUCCCGUCCGUUUUUCCGCCAUCACUGGAGGAGUAGCCUGAGCGAAUCGAGUAGCGAACUGUCAUUGUCUCGCGCAGAUCAUGAAUCAGUAUGGGUGCCAGUAGUGGCUCGAGUUUCCUCUCAUGUAGUGAGACUCGAGCGGGAGUUUCACAUGUUGAGAUCCAUCGUGCAGACGUCGGAUCCAGACUGCAAUCACACUAUUCGACCGAUUGAUCUUAUCCGGCUGCCACCAGAUCCAGGCGAUAUAGGACCGCUGUUGGUUGCCAUAUUCGAAUCGCCAGGCCCGAACUUCUUGCGUGAGCUGGUCGCAUUUGGACCUGCGUGGUUUGCGGCUGGCGUCAAGAGCGAUAACGUACCGACUCCGGACGAGCAGGUCUCUCUUCCGGUAUUUCUCGAUUUUGCCAUCGGCGCAUGUGAUUGCCUGGAGCUACUGCACUAUGGCCUCAAGACGGUGCAUGGUGAAAUCAGAGGUGAUGCUUUUCACUUCAACCGGGAGACAGGGUCAGUAAAGCUUCUUAGCACGGGGAACGGCGCAAGAUCCUUUGAAAAUAUACUCAGCGACGGCUGGUCCUCGCUCUCUCGAGAACUCGGCGUCAAAAACAAGCUGCAAUUCGUUGCACCCGAGCAGACAGGGAGGAUGCCUACUGAACCGGACAGUCGCACAGACAUAUAUGCGCUUGGUGUGCUAUUCUGGACUAUGUUGAUAGGAAAACCGGCCUUCACGGGAGCUGAUCCGGUCGAGGUUGUGCAGAACGUCUUCGGAAAGAAACUACCACCCGUCUCAACAAAGAGAAUGGAUAUUCCUGACGCAAUUUCGGCUGUUAUCCAGAAAAUGACCCAGAAGGCCGUCAAUGAGCGCUACCAUACCAUUUCAUCGGUGAAGAGGGAUCUAACACAGAUUUCCCAGCUUCUUGGCGACGGCGAUAGCGAAGCGCUGAAAGACUUCCAGAUUGCUCAGCGCGACGUGUCCUCUUUCUUCACGCUUCCGACCGGGAUGUUUGGCCGACGGGAGGAAUAUGACAAAGUAAUUGGUGUGGUGGGGAGAGUUUACAGAAGGCAACAGUCUGCGCAAGCCCGGGCGGCUGCUCAUGGCUCCAGUGGAGUGGGGUCCAACUCUUCGGUGUCGGACGGCCGUGUUGACAGCUUCGAGAUUGCGUCGGGCUCAAGCGACUCUGGCUCAUUUCACUUGGCGCCGAGGACCAACUCAAACGGCACCCAAUACAAUAUUGGGCGUGUCUCAACACAUGAAUCUUUGCAUAGCACAGAAUCGUCCCUUUCAACCACUAAGCCCGGAUAUACCUCCAACAAGGCCAAAAGUCCUGCCGAACCUCGUGCUUCCGUGGAUAGCACAGAGCGUGACAGUCACUCCCCGUCGGUUGCGAACGCACAGACCUAUACGGAUCCCCUUGUCCCAGGCGCCAGACAGAAGGCCGCAAACAAGCUUCGAAAGAACGGGAAUUGUGAGGUAAUCACGAUCAGUGGUCCUGCUGGCAUUGGAAAGACAGACCUUAUGAAUCGCGUCCAGCCGGCAAUACGUAAGCUUGGCUACAUCGGAAUCGCUCGCCUGGACCGAGCCAGACGAAUCCCUUUCGAGCCUUUUGCCAAAAUUCUGGCGUCUCUCCUACGUCAGAUUUUCUCUGAGCGUGAUGUGACAACGGAUUACCACAAUAGCGUUCGCAUGGCCUUAAGACCAAUGUGGGCCACUCUCCACAGGGUCUUGGAGCUUCCAGAACAGCUGAUGUCCGCGGGAGGCAAGGAACUGGAAAUCUCACCGAAGCUCUCAGUAGCUCAGCACAUUUUCAGGGAUGUCUCUAUCAGAGGCUCCGAGCCCUCGAAGCGCCUCGCCAUGCCUCGUCUUGAUCAUGGGCAAAGCUCCGUGGAGUUCUUCCUGUCGAACGCCGCGUCAAAAAACAUGCGGUUGAUGGAGACGUUCCUAGAGAUUCUCAGGACUCUAUCUCAGUUCAAAAUGAUAUGUGUUUGUGUGGAUGAUUUGCACUACGCAGACGACGAGACCCUCGAGUUGAUUCUGAAUAUACUCCGGGCCAAGAUUCCUUGUGUGCUGAUCGUCACAAGUCGGAAGGCUGAGCUGGAAUCCGAGGCUAUCAAAUCACUCUUCGAGUCCGAGAACCCCAAUGUGACCAGAAUAGAGCUCAGCUCUCUGGGGGAGAAUGAGAUCAUGCAAUAUGUAGCGGCUACGAUGCACCAGGAUCCAAAUCCGGGGUUGACUCCCCUUGCUGCCGUCAUCCAGGAAAAGAGUUUAGGCAAUCCUUUCUACGUCAGAUUGAUGCUUGAGACCUGCUACAGCAAAAAUUGUAUCUGGUAUUCCUGGAAGAACUCAAGGUGGGAGUUUGACCUGGAUCGAAUCUUCACUGAGUUUGUCGCUCCAAGGUACGGCGAGGGUCUUGGCCUUGGAUUCAUCGCAAAACGCCUCCAGGAAAUCCCAGUAGCUGCCCGGUCCAUCAUGGUAUGGGGAGCUCUGCUGGGGAGUCCCUUUCCGUUUUCUCUUGUUCAGAAACUGCUUACCAGCGAGUUCCUGUAUUCCAGCGAGGAUGAUGAGACUGUCGACUUGACAUGCCCACAAAGUGCCAGUAUGAUCCGACAGUCUGAGGCUGAUAUAGUAGUUGGACUUCAGUAUCUUGUCCAAGCGAACUUGAUUGUCCCAGGAAAGACCGACGACGAGUUUAGAUUUGCCAAUGAUCGACUUGCACAAGCGGCGACUUCGUUGACCGAGGGUCGCAACGUCGACAAAAUGCAUUUCAUUAUAUCGCAGGCGAUGAUGAAAUACUACCACGAUAGUCGCAGUCGCUAUGCGAUCGCUCGGCACAUUGGCCUUGCUUCCCGGAUCGUCAGGUCUCGCGUCGUUCAAAGAGUCGACUACAGAAAGAUCUUAUGGGAUGCCGCACAGACUGCUUCUCAAUCCGGUGCUAGGCCAACCGCGCUAUGGUACUUCCGCCACUGUAUUGCUUUGCUUCAGGAUAACCCCUGGGACGAGAACAAUACCGAUGUCUACUACGAUGAGACGUUGCGCCUACAUAUCGCGACGGCUGAGAUGCUCUGGUCUCAGGGCCAUCAUACUGAGGCUCUGCGACUUCUCGACGAGGUUUUUGCCCAUGGCAAGAGUGCCGUCUGCAAAGCAAGGGCUUGGAUUGUGAAAGCCAAGAUAUAUGCUCAGAUGGGCAAUCAUUACAAGUCUAUGAACUCGCUUCUGACAUGCCUGGAGGAACUGGGCGUCCACCUUCGGGAGCCUACUACUUACGAAGCUUGCGAUGCUGCGUACGGCAAUCUGAAGGCAUACCUUGAGAACGCCGAUCUGGAAGUCAUUGUUCGCAGACCCAAGAGUAAGGAUAUUAACAUGAUCACCAUCGGGGCCGUCAUGGCGGAGGCAAUGGCUGUGACCUAUUGGGAUGAUGCGUUGACAUUCUACCGGAUGGCUAUCGAGAUGAUGAACCUCCAUCUUUUCAAGGGCGGGUUCGUGCAAAUUUCGAUUGGCUGUUCCCAUCUCUCGAUGAUAUCCUUCAGUCGCUUUAGAGACCUCGAGUUUGCCGCCAAACUCAAUGAGUGUGCAUUGACCCUCUUGGACUGUUGUCCGGAGCCAUGGACUCAGCGUAGGGGCACAAUCGUCCACAAUCUCUACAUCAGCCACUUGCGAGUCCCAAUGCCGUCCACACUUCCAGUGCUCGAGACGUCUGUUGAAGUUUCCUUCACGAUGGGCGACCCUUACAUCACACUGAUCAGUCUGUCAUCGAUGGCGAUGACCAGACUGUGGCUGGGACACGAUAUGGCUCAAGUUGAACAGUUCUGCACCGAAAGUCCUGACGAUAUUCCGGAUUGGUCCAAGGACACGCGGGGUGGCGCCAGUCUUUUAGCUGUCCGACAAGCCUCUCGCGCUCUUCAGGGAAAGACAUUCUAUCGUAAUCCCAACACUAUCAUGGAUGACGAGCACCAUAGUACCGACGAAUACAUUGCCUUCUUAAACACGAAUGCCAGUAACGCUGAUCGUCCUCGGGACAUCUAUUGGGGGUUAGCUAUGAUACCCCUUUUCCUAUACGGACAUCACACCAAGGUGAUAGAGACGGGAAUGUCGAUGAUGGACACGAUUCCUAGGCUCUGGUCUGCUCGCGUUGGAUAUGUGGUCUACUUUUACUUAGCUCUAUCUCUACUGACACUCCACAACGAUUUCCCUGCGGGUGGAUAUAUGGACGGUGACAACCUGAAGACGGUGUUGAAGUAUAAGGCGGAGGUUGAUUUUGCGCGAAGCGCCUGCGAUGCCAAUUACGGCAUGUGGUCAUUGAUUCUUGAAGCCUUGAUCUCCGAAGUCCGAAAUGACCAUACGUCCGCCAUUCAAGCUUUCGAGGCUGCAAUUGAUCACUGCCAAAUUCACGGCUGGCCGAUGGAGGAGGCCUUGGCUCUUGAACUACAUGGUGAAUUUCUAAUCAGGCGCGGCGCCAAAAGAGCAGCGCGUUCUGUGAUGCAGGACGCGAUAGCUGCGUGGGCUGGGAUUAGUGCUGUUGGGAAAGCAUCACAACUCACAGAGAAACACGAGUGGCUUUUGAAAACAGCAACAUCCUCCAGAUGUGCUGACGUCGGUGUUCAGACUGUUGACUCGCUUCUUGGUAUCGAGCGGAACACAGCCCAAGAAGACAUGACCAUCUCUCAAGACGUGGAGAGGGACGAUAGAAAACAUCGUUGGAUUGAGCAGAAUGGAGUCACUGCGGGGGAGCGUUCGCUCGAUAUCUCUAGUGUUGGGCUGGAUAUCAUCGAUUUGUCUAGCAUCCUCGAGUCGAGCCAAGUGAUGUCCUCUGAACUUCAGAUUGAUAAACUCCUCACCAAGAUGAUUGAGAUCGUGUUGGAAUCUUGCAAUGGAUCCGAUUUUGCCGUGAUCGCAACAGACUUUGACGAUAAUGGCUUCGCAGUCGCCGCAACUGGUGACCUGGAGAAGGGACAGAGGUCCUUCGUCGAUGGUCUUCCCCUGUCGGAGUUCGACGAUAAAAUGGCACAGCAGAUAUGUCACUACGUGAUUCGCACGAAAGAAGAGGUUCUUGUCCACAAUUUCCUCGAGGACGAUCGGUUUUCCAACGCCAGCGAGGCCUAUCAGAACAAACAUCCCAUGGGAAGGUCUGUCAUUGCACUGCCUAUUAUGCAGGCAGACCACCUCCUGGGCGUCAUUCAUAUUGAAGGCAAGCCGAACUCUUUCACUCAACGCAAUGUUGUAGUGCUUCAUCUGCUCUGCAACCAGAUUGGCAUCUCUUUGGCCAAUGCGCUGCUCUUCCGUGAAGUCCGCAGGGUUAGCGCCACCAACGCAGCUAUGAUUGAAGCACAGAAGCGUGCCCUCGCGCAGGCUCGUGAGGCGGAGCAUAAAGCCAAGGUGGCAGAAGCAGAAGCCAAGCACAACGUGAAACUGAAGGAGGAUGCCGCUAGAGCCAAGUCCAUCUUCCUAGCCAACAUCUCCCAUGAUCUCAGGACGCCAAUGAACGGUGUCAUUGGUUUGUCGGAGCUCCUCAAGGGAACAAAUUUGAACAAGGAACAGGAUGAAUACGUCGAGUCUAUACGGGUCUGUGCUGAUACACUCCUUACGCUCAUCAACGACAUUUUAGACUUCUCGAAGUUGGAGGCAGGGAAAAUGAAGAUAUCGACCGUUCCUCUCAACGUCAAAGAGACCAUUUCUGAAGUCGUGCGCGCUUUGCGCUACACGCACCGGGACCGCGGCCUCGUGACUAUCGAAGACCUGGACAAAGUUCCACCAGAUCUCGUGGUUCUGGGGGAUCCUGUCCGUUUACACCAAAUCUUCAUGAAUCUCUUGAGCAACAGCUAUAAGUUCACACCAAAGGGAUCCAUUACCGUCCGAGCCAAGGUCUCACGGGAGGGCAAGAAUCGUGUGCGCCUAGAGUGUGCAGUGUCUGAUACUGGAAUUGGUAUUCCUGAGGAGCAAAAGUCGCGUCUUUUCAAGCCUUUUUCGCAGGCCGACAGUUCCACGGCAAGGUCGUACGGUGGUAGUGGACUGGGACUUAGCAUAUGCAAGGCCAUUAUCGAGGAUGUCCUCGGCGGAGCGAUCUGGCUGGAUUCGACUCCUGGUGUUGGCACCACAGUGACCUUCCACCUGUCAUUCAACAAAGCCAAGGAUUCUGUGACAAAAGCGCCGUGGUCAAACGGCUCUGCCGCUGGGGAGAACCAGGUGGCACGCCGACCGAUGGCGCGUGAUUUAACCAUGAUCCCUCGCGAUCAGAUCCGUGUUUGUAUUGCUGAAGAUAAUCCCAUCAACCAAAAGAUUGCCGUGAAAUUUGUUACCGGCCUUAACUUGCAAUGCGAAGCGUACAGCGAUGGGCGCCAGGCAGUUGAAGCUCUGCGGGCACGCUCUCAGGAGGGCAAUCCGUUCCACGUGGUGCUGAUGGACGUGCAGAUGCCUACUCUGGAUGGCUACAAUGCGACUCGCGAGAUCCGCAAGGACCCAGAUCCCAACGUGAACGAGGUUCUCGUGAUCGCCAUGACUGCCAGUGCCAUCGAAGGGGAUCGCGAGAAGUGCCUUGAGGCCGGAAUGAACAAUUACUUACCGAAGCCGGUCCGCUCUACGGUUCUUAGUGAGAUGCUUGACAACUAUCUUGCGCCUGCGCCAACGUACACCAAGACUCGCCUGGCAAUGCGUGCGAGAGGGAGCAUCAGCUCCGAAGUCGGCACUCCAAGUAGUACGUCGUCAUCCGGUUCGGAGCUGGUGAUUGCACUGACCCCCGAGGACGAGAAGAUCCCCGGCAGGUCCAGUGGGGCGUGA
Molecule: messenger RNA, 6999 nt
Organism: Aspergillus lentulus
Lineage: Eukaryota; Fungi; Ascomycota; Eurotiomycetes; Eurotiales; Aspergillaceae
Product: putative sensor histidine kinase/response regulator
Biological process (GO): phosphorelay signal transduction system; protein autophosphorylation
Cellular component (GO): plasma membrane
Molecular function (GO): phosphorelay sensor kinase activity; protein binding; ATP binding
Source: RefSeq, a predicted model, not a curated record